UUCAUAGUUCAGUGCGCUUUCCAGACGACAACGCUGACGACAGCCACACAGCAGCAGCAGCAACAGCAGCAGUGUCUCUUUGUUUUUGUGCCGUCUAAAUAUAAUAAUUUCGUGAUUUAUUUUAAUUGGCCAAAAACGGCGGCCACGACAAUUGUGUGUUGCUCUUGACAGACAGUCAAGACAAAAGCAAAAAAAAAAUGUGCCACAACUAAGAAAAGAAAAAAAAAAACAGAUUAAACGAAACAAAGUUUCAAGUGAUUUACCAGCUAUAAAUAGUUUGCAAAGUUAUAAACAAAAGCAAGACAAGUUAUGUGUGUGCUAUAAUUAUGCUACUGCUUAUCGCACUUGUUAUUGUUGUUGUUCCUGUUGUUGCUAUUAUUACUAUUAUGCAAUCAUAAAGUGGAGAAGCAGAAGCUGAAGAAGCCAAAGAUGCCGCAAUUUGAUGAAUCUUUCUUGAGCGAUUGUGCGCUCGCUGAACGCUGGCGUUUCUAUUCGUACAACGUGCAACAGCUUGAAGAAGAGCCACACCAGCAGCAACAGCAACAGCUGCUGCCACCGCAGCAACACAGAUCGUUGUGGUCACUGCGCGAUAACAACAACAACAACAACACAAAGCACACACUGCAUGACAUCAAAUUCCACAGGCGUCGCAAAUAUAAAAAACUGCCACGUUUGGCGCUAUCAGCAACAUCAGCAGCAGCAACAACAGCCACAGCAACAACAUCGGCAACAACAACACCCAUUUGCACACUAUUGACACCGCCAACAACACCAUCGACGUGUGCGUUGCUGGUCAAGAAUUUGUCGCGCUACGGCAGCAUCAGUUCUCCAUCCACGCCCAGCAAUUGCUCAGCGGGCGGCGGCGGCGGCGUCGUCGGUGGUUGCAGCAGCAGCAGCAACAACAGCAUCAACAGCAGCAUCUAUACGAGCUCCUCCUCAACGCCACCGCCACCGCAACAGCAACAGCAACAGCAACAACAGCUGAAUACAACAACAGCAGCAGCCGCAGCAGGAACAACCACGCCCACAGCGCCCAGAGGCGGAGGAGUUCCGCCGGCUCCUCCAAGUGCGGGCUCGACGGGUUCGUCGGGGCACAAGAACAGUUUGAAGGGUACGAAAUUGGCGCGACGUGCGCGGAGCUUUAAGGACGAUCUGAUCGAGAAGAUCUCACUGAUGCGGACCACAAACAAUACGCUGGGUCGCUCCCAUUCGCCGCACAGUCCGCGCAACAAACACGGCAGCCAAAAGCCGCCGCCAACCACCGAGGAAGUGCAGCGAUCGACGCAAACGCUGGAGACACACGUCAAGGACAUCUCGAAUGCCCUCAAGCAUUUUCGCGAUGUCAUACUCAAGAAGAAGCUCGAGGUUCUCCCCGGCAAUGGCACAGUCAUACUGGAGACCAUUGCCAGCAUGUAUUCCGUCAUUCAGUCAUAUACGUUGAACGAGAACAACGCGAUCAUGAACUCGGCCACACAGCAGGUGUAUCAGUCGCUGGGCAAGCUGAUCAAGCUCUGUGACGAGGUCAUGCUCAGCGAGAAGAGCGGCGAGUGCGCCUCGCUCAGCAACGAGAAUGUCCGCGAAGUUAUCGAUCUGCUCGAGGAUGCAGUGCGGAAUCUGGUCACACUGGCGCAGGGCAAACUCAAGGAGCAGGAUCAGUGCGCGUUUCGCUACAGCGGCGCUGGCUUGGGCGGCAUCGGCGCUGCCGCCGAUAUUAUGGGCGCCGUUGCCGUUGCCACCGCGGCGAGCAGCGCUGGCGCUGGCGUUGGCGGUGGCGGGGCCGGGGGAAUGCGACAUCCGGCGCCAACGGAUGUUGCAGCGCAACGGACAUCGCUGCCGGACAUUGCGCUGACGCCGAAGGAGCGCGACAUACUCGAGCAGAGCAAUGUGAAUCCGAUGCGUGGCUCGCACAGCAUCGAGAGCAUAUUGCGAGACACGAGCCCGCCGCCAAAACCGCCGCUGCCGAAUCGAGCGAGCAAUCCGCCGCCAUUGCCGCCGAAGCGUCGGAGUCAGCCGCAGUCGCAGCUGAUGCAGGCAACCAACCAACAGCCACCGACGUCCGGUAGCAAUAAUAUCGCCUAUGCGAAUGCAAACAACAGUCACUCGUCGCAGGCGAACAGUCCGUUGCCAUAUGCGCAGUCGCACAACAUUAGCAUCAACUCGGAUCUGGAUUGCAGUUCCAACAUCUCGUUGCUUAAUUACGGCGUCGAUCUCCUUUCGGUACGCUCACGCUCGCCGGACGAGAACAGUCAAUGCUCAUUCGACUCGGCGCUUAAUCAUUCGCUCGAUGUGGAAGAGCAACUGCAUUUGCCAAAGCCGCCCACGAGACAGCAGCUGCACCAUCAGCAGCAGCAUCUGGAGGACGAUGUGGACAAGAUGAUGAACUACAAUCAAUCUCCAACGAUUCUCAACAUUGAUCAUGCCACAAUUUUGCGAUCAGCAGAAACGCAGGCCGAGGCAGUCGCUGCAUCUGUUGUUGCUGCAUCCCUGGAGGCAGCCACAUCCAGUGUACAUGCAACGCCGCCUCCGCUGCCGUCGGCAACCGUUGCAACUGGUGGCUCUGAGGCCAACACGGAGCUGCGCAAAGCAGCGGCAGCAUUAACCAGCAAUCGUCACUCAAAUGAAUCGGGAUUCGUAUCGAUGAUGUCAUUUCGCACGUCCACACAGAGCGUCUCGAAGCGUUCAUCGGAGCACAGUGUGCAAUCAUCGUCCACGAAAUCGUCGAGCAGCAACUCGGAGAUUCUCUUUAGCAUGAGCGAGACGACGGCGUCGGCGUCGGCAUCUUCGGCGACGACAACAACGUCAUCGACGUCGACGUCAACGUCAACGACGAGUCGCAGCAACAGCAGCAGCGAGUAUCAGCAGUUGAAUCAAACGCAGUCGUCAUCCACACAGCGUCACAUCACCACCAACAGCAAUGGCGGCAGCAGCAGCAGCACAACAGCAAGUGCAACAAUCAUCAGCAACAGCAGCAGCAGCAACAACAGCGAACAGUUGACAUCCGCCACCACAUCGAUGACAACGGCAACGGCAACAGCUGCGACAACGUCGACAACAUUGUCGACCAAUUUGCAUCCGCGUGGCAGCAAUUGCUCAUCGCCGGAACUUUUGGCGCCGGCAUUGCCACCAAAGACACAACAGCGCAUUAAUGCCACGCCGCGUAUUGAUGCCGCCAUGGAUGAACUCGAUGAUAAUUUCGAGUUGCCAGAGUUGCGAAUAUUGUCGCCGCACCAUCAUCAGCAUCAUUCGUCGUCAUCGCAGCUGCAUCAGUGGCAAUCGAAACAUCACAGCCUGAUGGAGCCACCGCGAAGCGCACAUUUGCCAAGCAGCAGCAGCAGCGCCUUUGACCAGGAUUUGGAGAAGCCGCCGCCGUUGCCCAUGAAGAAGAAGCACAUGUUUCAGAGUGUCGCCUUUUCGGUCUUGGCGUAUGUGGAGUGCGUAUACUCGUUGGAGCAUCGGCAUACGAUGCACACUACCUACAACAUCGCCCGCAACAUAUCGCACAGUCAAACCAUGAACAUCAUGCCGAUGAGCAAGGAUAUGUCGCCGGAGCUGGAGACGCCGCCAGCGUUGCCGCCGAAGAACUACAAGCAGCGGAAGGCAUCCACAACAUCCUCCUCCUCAGCCUCCGCCUCAACUACAGUGCCGACAGCAAUCAUCAGCACACCGCCAGCUAGUCCGAAGCCCAUGCUAGGCGAUGUCGGUCUGCGAGGCAGUCGCAUGACGACGGUCAGCGAGGAGCUCAACGAUGUGCAGGCGGCGACCGAAGAUGCUGCUGGUGGAGCGCAGGCGACAUUGGACAGCAAUGAGAAUACGUUUUACUGUCACUCGCAUCAGUUGCCCAGCGAAACAAGGGAAGAGUCCACAAUGUUGGCGCCCAUUAAUACGCCGCAAAUGCUGGAGGCAGGUGGCGAAAAUGUCACUGGCGGAGCGGAGCAACAGCAGACGGAAACAAGGCAGCAUAUACCUUGUGAACUGGAGCUGGACGAAGAGGAUGACGAGGAGGAGGAGGAAGAAGAUGUCGAUAAUCAGCUGCCUAAUAUGCUGGAGGAGAUUGACAUUACGCCAUAUUUAAUACUCAAAAAGAAUGAGGAGGAUGGGCCCGAGGUGAAGGGCGGCUACAUUGAUGCGCUGAUCGUGCACGCCAGUCGCGUCCAAAAAGUCGCCGAUAAUGCAUUCAGCGAGGCGUUCAUCACCACCUUUCGCACGUUCAUUCAGCCGAUCGAUGUGAUCGAGAAGCUGACCCAUCGCUACACAUACUUCUUCUGUCAGGUGCACGAUCAGAAGCAGAAGGCGGCCAAGGAGACCUUUUCGCUCCUCGUGCGCGUUGUCAACGAUCUGACCUCCACAGAUCUGACAAGCCAACUGCUCAGCCUGUUGGUGGAGUUUGUCUAUCAGCUGGUCUGCUCCGGUCAGCUCUAUUUGGCCAAGCUGUUGCGCAACAAAUUCGUGGAGAAAGUGACGCUCUACAAGGAUCAACGCAGCAUCCAUUAUGCCUUGGAGCGCGAUCAGCUUGGCGGCAUUAUGGGCAGCGGCGGUGUCUGUAGCGGUGGCAAUCAAUUAAGUUUGCUCGACUUGAAGUCAUUGGAGAUAGCCGAACAGAUGACGCUCCUGGAUGCGGAGUUGUUUCAGAAAAUCGAGAUACCCGAAGUAUUAUUAUUUGCCAAAGAUCAGUGCGAGGAGAAAUCACCCAAUCUCAACAAGUUCACCGAGCACUUUAACAAAAUGUCGUAUUGGGCGCGCUCGAAAAUCUUGCGACUGCAGGACGCCAAGGAGCGCGAGAAGCAUGUGAAUAAGUUUAUCAAAAUCAUGAAACAUUUGCGCAAAAUGAACAAUUACAAUUCGUAUCUGGCGUUGCUCUCUGCCCUGGACUCGGGUCCCAUACGCAGAUUGGAAUGGCAGAAGGGCAUUGCGGAGGAGUUGUGCUCGUUUUGUGCGCUCAUCGAUUCCAGCUCCAGUUUUCGUGCCUAUCGUCAGGCGCUGGCCGAAACCAAUCCGCCCUGCAUACCCUACAUCGGUCUGGUUCUACAGGAUUUGACAUUUGUGCAUGUGGGCAAUCAGGAUUAUGUGUCCAAGGGUGUCAUCAACUUCUCCAAGCGCUGGCAGCAGUACAACAUAAUUGUCAACAUGAAACGUUUCAAGAAGUGCGCGUAUCCAUUUCGACGCAAUGAGCGCAUCAUACGAUUUUUUGACAACUUUAAGGAUUUUAUGGGCGAGGAGGAGAUGUGGCAAAUAUCGGAACGCAUCAAGCCCCGUGGUCGACGUCUGGUCAACAACUAUUAGACGUUUGCCUCCUCCACUACAAAACACCAACUACAUUUAUAGUGCAAUGGUUAUACAUAUACUAUAUACUUAUAUAUAUAUAUAUACUAUAUAUUAACUUAGCAAUUACAAACAACAACAACAAAAACAACAAGAAGAAGAUGAAAACACUGUAACUAUUCUAACUGGGUCUGAGUAAAUAAUCGUUCGCUAAUCGUAUCUAUAUACACAUACAUAUAUAUAUAUAUUCAUGUAUAUAUAUCGGCAAAUAUAUGUAUAGCUAAAGCAUGCAGUAAUAAUGUACCUAAAUACCAUAUAAUAACAUUACAAAAAUACCACAGAUCUGUAGUUGAACAAAACAAAAAAUCAGUGCGAUAAAAUAUGUAUACACAUGAAUUAUGUAAAAACUAUAUAUAUAUACAAUAAUGUAUAAACAUACAGCAAACACUUCUAAUCGGACGCGAUAUCCUAUUUGUAUUCUUUGUUUUAUGUACUUUUUUUUUGUAUUUGUUUCCCCAACAAAUAUAAUUUUACACUGUAUUAACAACGAAUUUUCUGAACAACAAAAAUAUUACGUGUUUGUAGAAGCCAAAAAAAAACAAGAAAACAAAAAAAAACUAAAUCAAAAAAACGUUUAAAGAGUUGUAUGUGUUUUAAAUAAGAUUUAAAGAAAAACAAAACAAAAAAUGAAACCAAAACGGUAACAAUCACCUAAAAACACCAAAUUGAAACGCACACAAAACAAAAAAAGAAAAGAAAAAACUAGGAAAAAAGUGAAGAACACAAAAUCUACUACGAUUGGAAUAUUUGGGAUGAUUUAAAUCGUACUUUAAAACUGAUUUUUUUUUUGUGCAUGCAGCGCUGUUUCGUUGACCAUUAAAACUGUUGAAAAACAAAAAAAAGAAGUAAACAAAUACCAAUCUUUACCUUUAAAUUGAAACCGCUAAUUUACCUCCACCUCGCAUUUGUUUAAGGUCGGAACUUGAGAACGUUUCACUUGCAGACUGUAUGCACAAAAAUGGUUGAAAUGAAAUACACCCCACGAGGUUAACACUAGUUAAGAUAUCGACAAGAAAAGUAACAACAACAACAACAACAAAGUUAACUUUAAAACAAAUCAAUGCCAAGCCAAGACACCAACCUAGCCAAAAUCAAUCGAAAACAACAAACAAACAAACAAACAAUAAUUGAGAAAGCUACAGUCAAGUGUGUGCUCUACUCUCUCAAGAGAGAGAGAGAGAGAGAAUACAAUAAAAUUAAGUGUGACCGUGGCAAAGCAAUAUAUCCAAUAUAGCUGCAAUCAAUUCUGAACCCGUUAAAUUAUUUCUUCGACGAUCAUAAUCAAUUUUUUUAGAAGCCAUUUCAAACGUUUUUUGUUUUAUUUUUUAUAUAAAUUUUUUGUCUUAAGAGGUGUGAUUCCUAGGUAAAUAUAUAGCUAUUGUUCCUAUGUCCGGAAUAUAUGGCUAUAUUGUCUUGGGAUCGAAGCUGCCUUCCUGUGCCUGUUUUUGGUUACAAUUCGGUUGACACUAAAUUAUUAUACCCUUCAACCUCAUGGUUACAGGGUAUACUUAAGUUUCACACACUCAAUUAAACGAAUCAACUUGAAAAGUUACAAAAAAA
Molecule: messenger RNA, 6879 nt
Organism: Drosophila sulfurigaster albostrigata
Lineage: Eukaryota; Metazoa; Arthropoda; Insecta; Diptera; Drosophilidae
Gene: C3G
Product: guanine nucleotide-releasing factor 2
Exons: 16
Coding region: 430-5280 (1616 amino acids)
Biological process (GO): positive regulation of GTPase activity; Ras protein signal transduction
Cellular component (GO): plasma membrane
Molecular function (GO): guanyl-nucleotide exchange factor activity
Source: RefSeq, a predicted model, not a curated record